This is a messenger RNA of Knipowitschia caucasica, 405 nucleotides long. The record is from the annotation of a GenBank genome assembly. Lineage: Eukaryota; Metazoa; Chordata; Actinopteri; Gobiiformes; Gobiidae.
AUGGGUACUUUUGAAGAGGAGGAUGAAAGCCACAGCUACAGCUACAACUACAGCUACAGCUACAGCUACAGCCACAGCUACAGCUACAGCUACAGCCACAGCUACAGCCACAGCUACAGCCACAGCUACAGCCACAGCUACAGCCACAGCUACAGCCACAGCUACAGCCACAGCUACAGCCACAGCUACAGCCACAGCUACAGCUACAGCCACAGCCACAGCCACAGCUACAGCUACAGCUACAGCCACAGCUACAGCCACAGCUACAGCUACAGCUACAGCUACAGCCACAGCUACAGCUACAGCUACAGCCACAGCUACAGCCACAGCUACAGCCACAGCUACAGCCACAGCUACAGCCACAGCCACAGCUACAGCUACAGCAUGCCCUCCUCUCACAAAUAA